AUGCGUUUCGGAAAAACCUUGCAAAACUCUAUCUACCCUCCGUGGAAGGACAAAUACAUCGACUAUGCCAAGGUCAAGCGUCUUCUGCGAGAGAAUGAAAUCGACGGCGAUGAAAGCGACAAUGAGGUCCAGCCAUGGACGGAGCAAGACGAAGAAGCGUUCGUGCAGGAACUAAUCAACGUCCAGUUGGACAAAGUCAAUGCUUUUCAGUCCGAGACUUCCCAAAAGUUGCGAGAACAAACUGCCGCUUGCGAAUCUAAACUCAGUUCAAUCGUCAAGAAGCCCGCCGACCAGGAACAGCCUGUCAGUGACGAGACGGAGCGGAGGAAGGUCGCCAGUGACGUCCUCCAAGAGCUUGACAAUAUCACCAAGGAGGUCAGCGAACUAGAAAAGUAUAGCCGAAUCAACUUUACUGGCUUCCUCAAGGCAGCCAAGAAGCACGACCGUAAGCGUGGCGCGAGAUAUCGAAUUCGUGCGCUACUACAAGUCCGACUUUCGAACCGGCCCUUCAACACGGAGGAUUACUCUCCACUUUUAAAUAGACUGGCAGCAAUGUAUACUUUUGCGCGAGAAACACUCGAGCAGAAGCCGGCAGGUCCACAGAAACAAGUCGGCGAGGGUCGUUCCGCCCACGACGCGUAUGUUUCAUACAAAUUCUGGGUGCAUUCUGACAAUAUUUUGGAAGUCAAGACUCAUAUUCUGCGACGACUGCCGGUUCUGCUCUACAAUCCUACUACCUCUAAAGAGCUUGACGUUUCACAAAAAGACCCGACAAUCACAUCGCUUUAUUUUGACAACCCUCAGUUUGAUUUGUACAACGAAAAGGUUGCUAAAGCCCCUGAAGCUGGUUCGCUACGUCUUCGUUGGUCGGGAGACCUGAAUGACAAGCCUUCUAUCUUUUUGGAGAAGAAAGUUGUCACCGAUAAUGACAGCAGCCAUGAAGUCCGAGUUCAGCUUAAAGAGAAACACGUAAUGGAAUUUUUACGAGGGGAGUACAGGUUGGAAAAGAAGAUCAACCGGCUUGAGGGCGUAGCCUAUGGAGAGUCACAGGAAGCAGAAGGGCUCAAAAACGAUGUGGAAGACCUUCAGUCAUUUAUCAAAAAGAAUGGUUUGCAACCGAUGCUCCGAGCAAACUAUACCAGGACCGCCUUCCAAAUCCCUGGAGACGACCGGGUUCGAAUUUCACUUGAUACAAACCUUGCAUUGAUUCGGGAGGACUCGCUAGACCCGGAACGACCAUGCCGAGACCCUGAGGAUUGGCAUCGGAGAGACAUCGAUGAUAAUGCCAUGCAGUACCCCUUCUCCUCUAUCAACAAGGGCGAAAUUGUGAGAUUUCCCCAUGCAUUGUUGGAAAUCAAAUUACGACCCAGCACACGCCACAUAGAGUGGCUGAAUGACCUGAUGGUUUCACAUCUCGUGAAAGAGGCCCCUCGAUUUUCCAAAUUUGCUCACGGAGUAGCUCAGCUAUUUGAGGACUAUAUCAACACUCUUCCCUUCUGGCUGAGCGAGCUUGAUCAAGACAUCCGCCGCAAUCCUGAAACUGCAUUCCAAGAGGAACAAGAGAGACUGGCAAAGCGGGCCGAGGAAGAAAUGGUCGUCGGUAGUUUCCUCGGGUCAAAGGCCAGUCCUUUGCAGACGAUGAUGGUUGGAUCGCCGAUUUCGCGGAUGAAUGCUGGAAGAGGAAUGUCCCCCGCUCGGUCGUCUGUGGGAACAGGUGGGCUACCAAUUCCUGGGCCUUCAUCAAUGUCAGGUGCUGCCCGAGAAGGUCAAGCUGAAGCCGAAAGAAAGAGACAAAUUAGCAUUGCUAGACCAGGUGCCCAGCAAGCUGAAGGGGAUGAGACGGCAGAGCCGUCUUAUCUUAGCAAUCUGUUCCCAUCAUUCUCGAUGUCCCGCUACGCUCAAUCCCAUCGUCAACGUCCUCGCCUUCCUCCUGGCGUCGAGGCGCCAACUGUGUGGAUCAAGGAUUCUGGACCAGUCCGUGUCGAGUCGAAAGUGUGGUUGGCCAACCAACGAACUUUCAUCAAAUGGCAGCAUGUCAGCGUUUUGCUGGCAUCUCUGUCAUUAGCUUUGUACAACGCUGCCGGCAUGGAUAACAUGGUUGCCCAGGUGCUAGCAAUAGUAUACACCAGCUUUGCCGUGUUUGCUUCAGUUUGGGGGUGGUACAUGCACGAGAGACGAGCUCGUCUGAUCCGCGAACGCAGCGGCAAGGACCUGGAUAAUUUGAUAGGACCGGUUGUGGUGUGUGUCGGGCUUGCGGCUGCCCUUGUUUUGAAUUUUGUCUUCAAGUAUCGGGCCGCACUGAGCGAACUAGGCAAUGAUCAAAACAGUGGAGUUGUCCCUGUUGUAAACACAACAGGAGAGUCAAACACGCUAGGACUGGUCAAACAAGGAGCUUACUAA
This is a messenger RNA of Talaromyces rugulosus, 2400 nucleotides long. RefSeq lists its product as uncharacterized. The transcript has 2 exons. Gene Ontology annotation, cellular component: fungal-type vacuole membrane; vacuolar transporter chaperone complex. Bases 1 to 2400 code for a protein of 799 amino acids. The record is from RefSeq and is a predicted model, not a curated record. Lineage: Eukaryota; Fungi; Ascomycota; Eurotiomycetes; Eurotiales; Trichocomaceae.